AUGAGGCCGCCGAGUCGACACCAAGCCGCCGGGAGUGGCGUGGCGUCAAAAGUGACUCCUAAAAUGACUCCCGAUACUGACAAGAAUAAACUGACACUUACCACGACUGUGAGCAGCAGCCCCGUGAACAGCAACCCCAGGGUUACGCCCACAGCCACAACCAAGACUAUGAUGCCACCAUUACACGGAACUUCGGCAGCUCCCCGAGCCAUGGAAGGGAGCUACGAAGACCCGGACGAACGAAUCGAAUACCUGACCGAUGAAGCACACAAUACUCCAGGGCUCCCGCUGGACGCGACCCUGCAGACAAGUAUAACGCAACAACCAAAUAAAACUUACACCAACACCGAAUCACCGCGCUUGCAAGCGGUUGACCCUGCAAGCUUUAAAGACGCUACGAUCCCCUCGCCCCUUACGAACGCGAAGGCUGACACCCGGCCUCCCGGUCUAAAGGCCACCGUGCGCUCCCAGAAAACAGCCACCUCGCAGGCCACGACUACUGCAACUACCCCUGGGAUUCAGAGCUUCAAAAACCGGAGGUCAAAGAAGCUUAGACCUCCCGCCACGCCCGGACCGCGUUCGGCAACGUCAGGGGCGCCCACGAACCUGGCAACCACCCCUGGUUACGAAACUGGACAUUCUCCCGGGGUGACUCCCGUCUUUACGGAAGCCCAAAUCGAAGCAAUCAUGCGGGGCGACCUAACGGGCAUCCCCGAGGCUCGGCACGUAGAUAUCGAGGAGCGCCUGUACCCUGUCUCACCAGCCACCUGGAACGUCAGCUCGUCCGACUCAAACAAGAAAGAAAGGAUGUCACUCAGGAAGAUAUCGUCAAGGUGGUUACAAUGGCCCUUCGCCGGCCCUUGA
Molecule: messenger RNA, 864 nt
Organism: Aphanomyces astaci
Lineage: Eukaryota; Oomycota; Saprolegniomycetes; Saprolegniales; Verrucalvaceae
Exons: 2
Coding region: 1-864 (287 amino acids)
Source: RefSeq, a predicted model, not a curated record